CUCACAUGUACAUUUAUCAUUUAUCACUAAACAGUGGGUAUAUAGUUGGAGUUAGGCAAUAAUUAUCUCUAUAAUUACUGGUUAGGACAUAUUCGGUGUAUUUAAAGCCGAGCUAAUUUAUUUAUCAGGGACUAUUUUACUUGGUCUAACUAAAAUUAAAUCAUAGAUUUGAGAAAUUUCAUGAGAAAAAAUGCGAGAGUCGAGUAUAAUCGUAUUAUGAUAAGAGGUAACCAAAUAAAAUCGUAUAGUGUUUGGAAGUUCAAAGUCUACUUUAGUGAACAUUUUUGUAUCCUUCAUAAUGACAGCUUCUUAAAUAGAAUUUUCUAGGUUUUAUUAAAAGUGUAAACGUUUAGCGUAAAACAUCCUCACAUUCUAUAGAAAAAAUUGAAAGAACAUUUUCUCAAUAAGGAAGGAUUAUUUCAAACUAUUUUUAAAAUAGAGAAUAUCUGCUCCCCAUUUUCCAGUUAUGUAUAAGAAAUACUUUAGUAAGUUGAAAUAUCAUCCAGCAAACAAACAAAUGCAGUUAGAAAUGUAUAAUUAUUUACUCUUGUGCAACGUUGAAAUUUCAUCCUUCCGACAUUCCAGGCACACCAAUGUAGUGGAUGUUUAUUUUACAAUAUGUGAUGAUGUGCAAAUGGAACAAAGUUACUGCAAAUGUACAACUGUUUUGUUGAAUAAUAGUGCCAGAUUGUAUUACUAUAUGGAUUAUGAAAAAGCCUAUAACUGA
Molecule: messenger RNA, 727 nt
Organism: Heterobilharzia americana
Lineage: Eukaryota; Metazoa; Platyhelminthes; Trematoda; Strigeidida; Schistosomatidae
Source: the annotation of a GenBank genome assembly